AGGUGGCGCUGAACUAUAAUAACAAAUUUAUUUAAUCUAUGCUCUCAAAUAUACAAUAAAAUACUCUUAGGUUAUCUAUAAUUAUCAAGGCCAAAAUUUCUGUCAGUCAUGUAAUAAAACCAUCUUCAAUUUCGAUUAAAAUCCAUUAGAUAUUUCGCAUCGCCACUUGGAAGUCGCCCCAUAUAUUUAAGCAAAUAUAUCUCAUUUUUUCUCUUCGUUCUCAAAACUUAACCAUAAUGAGUGACGACUGCCAAAGACGAGGCUGGUGGACCAAGUAUUCUGAAACCAAAUUAAUAGAAGUGGAAAACAGCAUAUUAUCAGUUAUUAAAUCAAAAUUCAGAACUUGGUUUGUAUCCAUUGGGUCCACUGUGGGAAAAGACGAUAAAAUAUGGACUAUAGCGCUCAACGAGGAAUCAGAUAACACACCGAUUGUGAUGCUGCAUGGGUUUGCCGCUGGAAUAGGGUUUUGGUGCAAGAAUUUUGAUGAAAUUGCUAGGGACAGAUCAGUAUAUGCUAUUGACUUGUUAGGAUUUGGAAGAUCGUCUCGGCCAGUGUUCAGUAAGAAUCAUGAAACUUGUGAACAACAGUGGGUGUCUACAAUAGAGGAAUGGAGAAAGAAAGUUAAUUUAGAAAAGUUCAUUUUAUUGGGUCAUAGUUUUGGUGGCUACUUGGCUACAAGUUAUGCCAUCAGUUAUCCAGAAAGAGUAAGACACUUGAUCUUGGCGGAUCCUUGGGGAUUUGGUGAAAGACCAGAAAAUUACAAGUCACCGUCUGUACCUUUAUAUUAUAAACUUUUGUUCUAUCUUUUUUAUCCACUUGUCUAUUUCAAUCCACUGGCGUCUGUUAGAGCUGCGGGUCCAUUAGGGCCGGCGCUUGUUCACAGAAUGCGACGUGACAUCGCCAGGAGGUAUGAGGAUCAAUUCGAAAAUAGCCAUGUAAUAACUGAAUAUAUUUAUCAGUGCAACUCGCAAUAUCCAAGCGGAGAAACUGCUUUUCAUUCGUUUCUCAAAGAUGUAGGCUGGGCGAAAAAUCCUAUGAUUCAUCGAUUUGACUUAUUGCAUGAAGAUGUUCCGAUCACAAUAAUGUAUGGGGAAGAUUCGUGGAUUGACCCACAGCCAGGUUUAAUACUACAUGAGACAAGGGGGCAUAAGUCGUACAUCAAUAUUGACAUUAUUGCAAGUGCUGGACAUCAUAUAUAUUCAGAUCAACCAGAUAUGUUUAACAAAUUUGUUCAAGAUGCUUGCACGCUUGUAGAUAAUUCUCUUGACAAGAAGGGCAUGAUCAAAACAGAGGAGCUGCUAAAUAAGCACAAACGACUUCAAGCGUGCGUCAAAGAUGAAUCUGCAUGUAAGGAAGUGCGCGAAGAAGAGGUUGACGAAAGUGCAAUAGUAAAUAAAGUAGAGCAUGAAGUGACAUUUCAUUGACAGGUAUAUAAAAUAGAGGUUAGAGAAAUUUCGCCAA
Molecule: messenger RNA, 1461 nt
Organism: Dendroctonus ponderosae (mountain pine beetle)
Lineage: Eukaryota; Metazoa; Arthropoda; Insecta; Coleoptera; Curculionidae
Product: (Lyso)-N-acylphosphatidylethanolamine lipase
Cellular component (GO): lipid droplet
Source: RefSeq, a predicted model, not a curated record